Messenger RNA from Erythranthe guttata (spotted monkey flower), 555 nucleotides. The record is from RefSeq and is a predicted model, not a curated record. NCBI's taxonomy places the organism in Eukaryota, Viridiplantae, Streptophyta, Magnoliopsida, Lamiales, Phrymaceae.
AUGAAGAAUAUCGUACUGUUGCAGAGACUACCUAAACCUAUAUCAAUAGUUGAAGAAGUCGCUUCACUCGGGCCAUAUUACCACUCAUCCAUCGUCCUGGCUCCCCCGGACCGGGGUGUUAUUAAAAUGAACGUCGAUGUGGCUUUCCCCACUGGAAAGAAUUUCUACGUGACGGCUAUGGUGGCGCGUGGCUGCAGCAGCGAAUGUUUAUGGUGGAAAAUCUUGAAAAAAUUGGGCCGCCCACCUGUUUCUAGUGGAAAAACGACUGGCAUGCUUCAUGCUCUACAACUUGCGAAGGAGAAGGGAUGUAAUGCCAUAGUCAUUGAAGGCGAUAGUUUACAAGUGAUGACAGCUCUCACGGAGGAAGAAUGUCCAUUGGCACCGUUUGGUGCAAUUGUUGAACAAUGUCUAGUUUAUGCUCGUGGUUUCAAUCUUGUUUCUUUUCAAUUUAUUAAACGAACUGGAAAUCAUCUUGCCCAUGAGUUGGCUAAGUUGUACGAGAUGACUGGCUUGAAAGGAUUUAUACUUCCCCCAGGUUUGGUGAUGAAUAUUUGA